UAGAAAAAGAAAAACAUUAGACGUACCUUAUGAAUGGGCAUGUAAUGAUCAGAAAGUGAGAGUAAUUGGGUCCUCGUAGGCUACCCCACCACCAUCUCCAUCUAUGCCAUAAAACUCAUACUCUUCUCUUCUCCUUUUUUAUCGUCACGCCGUUUUCCAUUACUCUCUUUCUCAACAAAAGACACUCACACACCAACCACUCCCACUCUCCAAAUUCAAUUCCCCGUUCCCUCCCAAUUCCCAAACCCUAGCACCAUGGAUUCCCGCGACUCCUCCCCCCGCUCCCGCGACCCCGACGCCGACAACCACCACCACCACUCCUUCGACGAGCCCCCGCCAUCCCUCCAUUCCAAGGUCAAGCUCAUGUGCAGCUACGGCGGCCGAAUCCAGCCUCGCCCCCACGACAACCACCUUACCUACGUCGCCGGCGACACCAAGAUCCUCGCCGUAGACCGCCACAUCAAGCUCCCCGCCCUCCUCACCAAACUCUCCUCCCUCGCCAACGCCCCCGCCAAUGAUACCUUCUUCAAGUACCAGCUCCCCGGCGAGGACCUCGACGCUCUAAUCUCCGUCACCAACGACGAAGACCUCCACCACAUGAUGCUCGAGUACGAUCGCCUCUGCCGCACCUCGCCCAGACCCGCACGCCUCCGCCUCUUUCUGUUCUCGCUCCACAACAAUAAUAGCAACAACAGCAACAUCAAUUUCGCACUCACCGAUCCCAAACCCGAGCGGCAGUGGUUCGUCGACGCUCUGAAUUCCGUUCAGGUUCCGCUUGUCGAAGGUUCUUCGCCGCCGCAUACGGCAGCGCCAAAUCCAGAUUUUCUCUUCGGAUUGGAUAAGCAGCCGUCGGCGGCUGCCAAUGCUCCUACGAAGAAUCCUUCGCCGGAAACGGAAUGCAUCUCCGAGGAUCGUCCAGCGUUCAGAGAUGCCGAAACCGAAACGGAACGCGCGCCCGAGUCCGAGAUUCGGAGGUUGCAGAUUGGUCACAAUACUGAGCAGCAACUCCUGCAACGGAAGAUGAAAAUAGAGGAAGAUAAUAACGGUAGGGUUAACGGGGUUAACGGCGCGGACGGUUUCUCUCAAAAGAAGACGGAGAAUGUGACGCCGUUAGUUACGCAAGGACAAAUGCAGGCGCAAGGUUUUCAUUCUGGAACGGUGUCGUUUUUGCAGGAGAGGAAUAAUAUGGGCUAUUCGCUGGCGGUUCCUUCGACCGGGAGUGAGAUUUAUCUCAUUCAGACGCCUUCUGGAAUCUUCCAAGCGGUUCGGCCCGUGACAGGACCGGUUGGGCAACCGGUUUAUCUGGUUCCGGCGCCUAGUUCAGUUGGCGUGGCGGCGGAGCGUGGAUAUUCUGCGGGACAGGGAGGAGCGCGGUGGUGAUGGGGGUGGAGCUGAGCGGAGAGAGAGGAUGGGUUUAAAGGUGGUUUGAUUUGUUGGUUUUGUCGCAUAAUGAGCGGUGGUUUUGGUUUCUCAAUAUUUUUUAGUUGUUUUGAAGAUUGAAUAUUGAAUAUUUGGUUUGGAAUUUGGAAAUUGUUUCUUGUGCAUAGGUGCGUUAUAGUUGAAGGAAUUGAGGAAUUGUUUUUGAGAGUGUAACUACUUUCAAAUCAGUAUAUUGCUUUUGGUGUCAUAAGUGAUUGAUUGACUAAUUGUCUCCCUUAUUCCUGCACUCUUGUUCU
Molecule: messenger RNA, 1676 nt
Organism: Vigna umbellata (rice bean)
Lineage: Eukaryota; Viridiplantae; Streptophyta; Magnoliopsida; Fabales; Fabaceae
Molecular function (GO): protein binding
Source: RefSeq, a predicted model, not a curated record